UACCUCUUCCUACAUUAAAAACUAACUCUAUAUAAAAUGCUGGCAACAUACUAAAUCAUCUGUCACCAACAUUUCCAACAAACCUUGCAGUCUGUUUUCUCCUUUUGCUCUACCACUUCAUUCUUCCAGGCUUCUGCAUUAUCAAAAAACAAUGAAGAAAUGUUCUCUGGUAGCUCACCUGUCUUUUAUUUUUGUGGUUUUCUUCAUCAUUCUAAUGAUUGGCAGAAGUCUUGAUGCAACAUCUCGCUGGGAACACAUGAGCUUUAAUGCAGAAGAUAUUCACAGAACAGUGGACAGUUCAAUGCACCAGAAGGAAAGGGCUAAAGAAGUACUUGGUAUGGAGUUAUACCCUACAGGAUCCAGCCUCCCAGACUGCUCCCAUGCAUGCGGUCCAUGUUUUCCAUGCAAAAGGGUGAUGGUGAGCUUCAAGUGCUCUGUUGCAGAGUCCUGUCCAACUGUUUACAGAUGCAUGUGUAAAGGGAAAUAUUACCAUGUACCCUCCAAUUGAGCAAAAAUUCAAUCUGGAGGAAUUUGCAGCAAAGAACAGAGAAAUUAAUGAUUGGGUUGGCACUUAGCACUUAUAUGAUGACUAAGGAUAUAACAUAGACUAAGACUAUAGUCUCUAUUGGUUUCAUUAGGGUUUAUUUUCUUCUACCGGAAUCAUUUUGUAAGAGAAAAUAGCUGAGGGAACAAAUUUUCAAGCACGGGAAGUUUAAUUAGGUAGUGAUAACUCAGUUUGGUCUACUCUAGGAGUGUGCAAAAUUGUUUCCCUAGUUAUAUAACUCUACUUUAAAGACAUGUCGUGACAUUUGGCUUGUCCUGUUUCUGCCUUCCCAGGUUUCUAAGUUGAGAAUAUACAGUUGAAUGGAGGUUUGGAAAACAAGCCAGAAUCAGAGGAUAACCUUGUAAAGUUUAGUGUGUCAGAGGGACAUACAUCCAUGUUUUCAAAUUCAACCAAAAUACAUAUUCAUUCAGCCCGAGCUCAAGGAACUAUGUUCUGCUCUUUAGGUUGAAGGAAGCAAUACGGAAAAAUUCAUAAAAGAUAUGAUCAAAACCAAUGAACCAGGAUCACUGUUUUUGUGAAUGACCAUCUGUAGAAGAGGAUUUCCAAACAAAACAAUCAAUGAGGUAAAUAUAACAAUAGUAGAGUAUCCUAUCAUUACAAGAGCAAACAACAAUGGCUGGUUUGCAGAAAUUAAUGAAAAUGUAAACUAAGGGAAAUUGUAGAAGAGAAAAAAAAGGCAUAAAAAUAGUGAGUUUUCUAUAGCAAAUAACACUUGUAAUUCAAACAUUCAAACAGAAAUUAAACAGCUGCACGGACCCAAACUGCUAAACAAUAUGAAUUUGAAAACCACCCAAAACUCGUUCUAUAACAGAUGGAUUCUAGACCUCAAGCUCACUCUUAGGCAUGAAAAAAACAAACUUUCUUGAGUCCCCGACAAAGACAUCAGCAUACUUCUGCCUUUAUCAAUGCUCAUUCAAAUAUCACACUCACACCGAACAGGUUCGUAAAUUCUUCAUAACCUCAAACCUGGAAUCCAGUACCCUAUCAAAAUUUCAUCCGUUGUUAGUUUCUGAUGGUUUCGUCAUCGCAGACUAUAAAUUGCACCCUAAUCUAUGAUAUUCUUCUUUCUCGAUGAGUGUUCAGAAGUAGGAACUUGGAUAACUUAAUGCAAUCAGAACCCUAAGACUAUCUCAUCCACGUUCGUGAAUACCAUAAGGAACAGGGGAAAAUACUCCGCAGGAAUCAUAUGUACCAUUAUAGCAGAUUUCGUGUUGAUAUCGAAAUUCAAUAGGAAAUCCACAGACUAACCGAACCAGAAUGAGAACAGACAAAUUGAUGGAUGGAAAUAUUCUGUGAGAAAUUUCCAUGUAAUUA
Messenger RNA from Momordica charantia (bitter melon), 1879 nucleotides. RefSeq names its product protein EPIDERMAL PATTERNING FACTOR 2. Gene Ontology annotation, biological process: stomatal complex development; guard cell differentiation. NCBI's taxonomy places the organism in Eukaryota, Viridiplantae, Streptophyta, Magnoliopsida, Cucurbitales, Cucurbitaceae. The record is from RefSeq and is a predicted model, not a curated record.